This is a messenger RNA of Anarrhichthys ocellatus (wolf-eel), 4279 nucleotides long. RefSeq names its product DEAD (Asp-Glu-Ala-Asp) box polypeptide 43 (gene ddx43). The record is from RefSeq and is a predicted model, not a curated record. Lineage: Eukaryota; Metazoa; Chordata; Actinopteri; Perciformes; Anarhichadidae. The transcript has 18 exons. The coding region runs from base 1 to 1905 and encodes 634 amino acids. Gene Ontology annotation, molecular function: RNA helicase activity; RNA binding; ATP binding.
AUGACUUUCACUGUGGAAAAUGCUUUCGUUGGGAGGAUAAUAGGUCGAGGAGGAGCCAAAAUUCGUGAACUUGAAGAGAGCACCGGUGCCAGGAUAAAGAUAAACAACGGCGACUCUGAAGGUGAGGUGGUCCUCUUUGGACCCUCUGCCGCCCAGCAGAAGGCCAAAGAGAUGAUUGAAGAAAUGUUGGCAGAUCGCGACUUCCGACCUCGCAACGGUCCUGGUUGGGCGGGAGACAAUGGAGGAGGAGCUAGUGGUGGAGGCUAUAGAGGAGGAGGCUACAGAGGGGGAGAUCGAGGUGAAGGAGAUGGUGGAGGAGUAAAAGAACGCUCUGUCUGGUCCACUGAAGAACUUCAUGCUUCGGCGAUAACCCCGGCUCCUCCGUCCAUCGACUGGAAAGACAUCCGGGAGAACAAGGACAAGUAUCAAGAGCUCAAGUGGAAAGACCUGCCGCCCUUGAAGAAGAACUUUUACACUGAGGCAGAGAGCGUAUCCGUGCUCACAGCAGAGGAAGUCAGUGAAUGGAGGAAGGAGAACAACGAUAUCUUUGUGGACGACCUGAAGGAGGAGGGGGAGAAGCGGCCCGUUCCAAAUCCAUGCCGUACCUUCCUGGAGGCCUUCGAGCUUUAUCCAGAGAUCAUGGAGAAUAUAGAAUGCGUUGGUUUUGUCAAACCAACCCCCGUCCAGUCUCAGGCGUGGCCGGUGUCUCUGAGUGGAGAGGACGUGAUCGCCAUCGCUCAGACUGGAACAGGGAAGACUCUGGCUUACCUGCUGCCCGGGUUCAUCCACAUGGACGGACAGCCUGUGCCUAAAGCCAAGCGCGGUGGUCCAGGCAUGUUGGUGCUGACGCCCACCAGAGAGCUCGCCCUGCAGAUCGAAACCGAGUGCAGCAAGUAUCGCUAUAAGGGCUACAAAAGUGUCUGUAUCUACGGCGGAGGAGACAGGAGAGCUCAGAUCGCUCUGGUGAAGAGCGGCGUGGACAUCGUGAUCGCCACACCGGGCCGGCUGAACGAUCUGCAGAUGAACGAGCUCAUCAAUCUGCAGUCCAUCACCUACUUGGUGUUGGACGAGGCGGACCGGAUGCUAGACAUGGGCUUUGAACCCCAGAUUAUGAAGAUUCUCCUGGACAUCCGGCCGGACCGACAGACCGUUAUGACCAGUGCCACGUGGCCCACCGGUGUGAGACGAUUAGCCAAAUCCUAUCUGAAGAAUCCCAUGAUGGUGUAUGUGGGCACUCUGGACUUGGCGGCCGUUAACACGGUGCAGCAGACCGUGCUGCUCGUCCACGAAGACGAGAAGAAGUCCUACGUGUUUGACUUCAUCAGAAACAUGCAGCCUCUGGAUAAAGUCCUCGUCUUUGUGGGCAAGAAGCUUGUGGCCGACGACCUGUCCAGCGACAUGUGUCUGCAGGGUCUGGCUGUGCAGAGUCUUCAUGGUGACCGUGAGCAGUGUGACCGUGAGGAGGCCCUCAAGGACUUUAAAGACAGCCGAGUUCGUAUCCUGGUUGCCACAGACUUGGCGUCUCGAGGGUUGGACGUCAUCGACAUAACUCACGUCUUUAACUACGACUUCCCGCGAAACAUAGAGGAGUACGUCCACCGCGUGGGCCGCACUGGCCGAGCAGGACGCUCAGGUGCUUCUAUUACCCUGAUAACAAGAGAGAACUGGAGAAUGGCCCCGGAGCUUAUUCACAUCCUGGAGCGAGCAGGACAGGAGGUCCCAGAGGAGCUGGUGCUCAUGGCAGAGAGAUACGAGAAGCACAAGAGGGAGAAGGACUUGGGUGCUCCAAGAGGACCAGGGGGAGGAUAUGGGAGGAGAGAUGGAGGAUGGGGGAGGAGAGAUGGAGGAGGAUGGGGGAGGCGAGAUGGUGGAGGCAGAGAUCAAAGUGAUAACUGGGCCUUCUAAUGCAUGAUUGUCCAUGCUGAAGCAGAAUCUGAUGCCUGUGUUGUGAUUUGUUUUGAAUGUACAUUAUGUAUUUUCUUUGAUUUGAAACCGUGGUUCGUUUGUGUUUUUGCUGGAUUAUCAAUGAGGCCGUUACUCCUCAUUAUGUUGCGCUCCUGUUUUAAAAAAUGUUUAAAAUGCACAAAUUUGACACUUUCUUCUGUCUGUAAACUCACCGACCACAUUUUGUUUAUUUAAUGCAGACGUAAAACCUGUAUAAUAAAUUCUUUUUUUUUUUUUUUAAAGAGACGUGACGCGGUGUAUUUUAUUGAAACUUAUGAUACGUUAAUCAUUAAAUCUGCACCGUCACAAUAAUGGGAAACGUUUACCUAGAAGACGCCAAAGGUAAAUGUUUUAUAAUUAUCAUUCACUAAAAGGCAAACAGUCAAUUAUUUGAACGGGAAUUAUUGGACAGGAAGUGAUUCCCCAGAUUAAGUCCAAGUCGUCUACAGUGAGCAGGAAAUCAAAGGAGCACCGCUGCAGUUUCUGGUAAACCAUAAACUAUUUCACAAUCCUUUGUGAUGAAUGCAGAAGUGUUGAACAGUGAUUCAUCACUGUGAUGAUGAAACAAUCUGUCAGCACUUCUGACGACGAAGCCGGGUAGUCGAGAACAACAAAUGUGGACAUACUAUGACAUAUCACUGUUUCCACAUGCUAGAGGUAGAAAAAACUAUGUAUAGUAGUAUUGUAUACAUUAAAACUUAUCACACCCCUAGACAGACAGAAAUGGACCUGACAAGUUCAUAAAGUAACAAAUUUAUUUAUUUAAAAAGUAGAACAAUUGUGAAAGCUUGUAAUCCGUCAUGUGGGCAUGCAUGUAUUGGAUGUGUCGUGCAAAAAAUGUAAAAGACAGUUGUGACCACGUUGGAAGAGAGGGACACUUCAUGGGUAGGUGGUAAAAACCGGACUGCACAGGAGUGGCUGAGUAACCAGAUGGAGCUCUGGAUCCUGCAACACAAAUGUUAUGUAAAACUGCCAUUGUGUUAUUUGUCACAGUAUAAUAUGACAUUAAAGGAGUUUGUUCUGUUGACAUGUGAUUGUAUGAAAAAAGUUGAUCUAGCCAAUAAAAACAUGUUACCAUCAUAUAUUAUUUUGGAAAUGUUAUUAAAAGAAUCAUAUGUCGCGUAUCAAAAGUAAUAAAGUCAUAGCAUGUUGAAUAAGUCAUCACAUAAGAUGACUUGUAUCAACAAACUUAAAUAUGCCUUUUUUGACAUGCUAUACUAUGACUCUUUGAAUCAAUGUUUUGACAUAUAAAUUAUGUAUAAAUGAUAUUUUGAUUAUGCUCUCUUAUUGAACGAUUACCCUGAGUUUAGUUAUCACUUGAAAAUGGGAAAUCCGUUUUCACGUUCCUCCCUGAUACGUUGAGCCAGACUUUUGCACUUCUUCAGACCGGGACCAGAGAGCAGGUUCUGAGUCGGGAUGAAGAAGUUGUGGAGAACACCUCUUUCCAGAUGUUCCACGAAGUCCUCCAGGAGAAGCAGGAAACAGCGGCUCAGACUCGAGGCCCUCCAGUCGGCGUCCUUGGUUCUGGAGCAGCAAGCGUGUAACAGCGUGGUCUUAACGUGGUACGAGCAGAACUUAGUCAAAGAAGAGUCCUUCUCCUUCAAGAGACUGAGAAGAUGCUUCAGGAGCUUCAGACAGUCCUUCCUGUUUGUAAAGACAAAAGAAACUUUGAGGUAACUUUAUUUCAAGAUGGCUUGAGGAGUUGAGUUUGUUAAAACAUCUGUAACCUGCAGCAGCGUUCUCCUUCUCUCUCGCAGCACGUCUUCUCCGACCCGUGAUUCAUCAGCAUGGCCUUCUCAACGUGUGAGAACGAAACCCGCCAAACAUCUGCCAAAAACACCCAGAGGGGAACUUGAAGCUUCGCUUUCUUUUUCCUAGAUUUCAUUCAUAAAAAGGCCCCAAACAGUGUGUAACUAACUCACCUUUGGCCAGGACCCCGUCACACUCCACCGUACCCACGCCUUCGUAUUUUGGGACGAGAUAAUACGGCAGUCGCUUGUAUUGCUGCUUUACUUUGGUUCCCAGCCAGCCGUCUAUUUUAAUGCCUUCUUUGGUAAAAGCUGGCCAGCUGGAUUGAACCACGAUGCUGAGAACGAUAUCCAGUGAAAUGGGGAUUGGUUGAUAUUUUGUCAUCAGGGUCACGGCGGGGCAUCCUGUUUUCUUUUUUGUCACCUCCCAUUCUGAAAGAACAAAGAAAGAAACAAUUGAAAUGUUGCAUGAAUUUAUUUUUAUAGACUAGUGUGAGAACCGCGGAUUAAUGACAGUUUACCAUUAACCAUCACAGUGUGAACUAAAGUUGUACUGGAUCCUUGUAGACCAGCUGCUACAACCAAAC